This is a messenger RNA of Arxiozyma heterogenica, 1410 nucleotides long. It is a transcript of the gene SLI1, whose product is annotated as N-acetyltransferase. The record is from RefSeq and is a predicted model, not a curated record. Gene Ontology annotation, molecular function: N-acetyltransferase activity. The coding region runs from base 1 to 1410 and encodes 469 amino acids. The transcript has a single exon. NCBI's taxonomy places the organism in Eukaryota, Fungi, Ascomycota, Saccharomycetes, Saccharomycetales, Saccharomycetaceae.
AUGACACAUAGAUUAAGUUCAUUAGAAGAAUACUUUUUUUACAGAAGUACUUGGAACCUACAUUCUUGUUUUUACACGGCCAUUAAAUUAAAUAAGUUACCUACACAAUCACAAAUCGGUUAUGCUUUACAAAAGACCAUACAGAAUUUUUCACAAUUAUAUAGUAAUGUACAGGCAAAAGAAGAUAAGGAUUGUAAUGACAAAUCAUUAUAUAUGACUUCAUUUAAAUUCGAACCAAUUCGAUUUGAAGAUGUGGUAGAGUACAAGGAUUGGAAUGAGUUAAAUACAAAUAACAUUAACUCUAUCUUUAAAGAAUACAAUUUCCCUUAUUUUAAAGAAUGUCCCCUUUGGAAGUUAUUAAUUGUACCUAAAAUAACUACUUUAAUUUUAGCUGUGGACCAUGUUCUUUCGGAUGGGAUUGGUACCAUUAAAUUUUGGCAAUAUUUUAUAGAAAACCUAGGUCCUCAAAUGGACAAUAUUAACAAUCCAGUUUUGUAUCACCCUGAUUCCCUUACCGAACCCAUUAAAGAAUACGUACAUCCGUACGAUCUAUGGCCAAUUUCUAAACUUUGGAAUCUGAAGAGACUCAUAAUACCAUACUUAAUUAAAUAUUUUCCCAACUUGGCCACGGGAUCGAAUUCCCAGCUCUUACAAUUUAACCAAUACCAAUUCCCGGAUAAUUUGUUAAAUAUGAAACUUUCUAAACCUUUCAAUUAUCAAAUUAAAAACUCUAAUAUACACCACAUUUUAAAUAUACCAUAUUCGAAAUUGAAAUCAAUACUUGACGAUUGUAAAAAAAAUCAAGUUUCAUUAACAUCAUAUAUUGCUGCUGUUUUUGCUAUCGUUUUGAAUUCUAAUAUCAACAAUGAAAAUGCCAAUACAAAUAACGGAUCAAUAUUUAAAAUCGAUAUACCAAUGAAUACUAGAAGCGUGUGUCAAAAUAUGUUAAAUAUAGAUCCUUCUGUACUUGAAAUAGGAAAUUUUAUUGCAGGGUUGGAAAUUAAAAUAAAUCGUGCAGAACUGACUAAUGUAUGGUGUGUAGCACAAUUUAUCCAAUCUAAUAUUUUAACAUUUACCAAAACUAAUAUCGAUGAUACUAUUCAACAGGUGAAGUUAUUGGAUGUUAUCCAAAUUAAAGAUUUCCUGUUACAGAAAUUACAUAAUCAAGGUCCAGGAGGUACUUUUGAAAUAACUAAUCUUGGUUUGCAGGAUUUUGCACAUCAUAAUAAUGGGUUCAUUGUUGAAGAUUUAAUAUUUGACGAACCUCAAGGAAUAUCUGAUAUUUUUACAGGUUCAAUAGCCACUACUAAAAAAGGUGGAAUGAACAUUUGUAUCAGCAUUCCUGAAACAAUUGACUAUCAAUUAAGUAAUUUCUAUGAGAAAGUCAAUAACUAUUUUGAUAUGUUUUAA